AAACGUCAAAAUUGAAACAGAAGGCAUUGUUUUUAUUUUGUUCAAAUUGUGUGGAAAGCUGUGAAACAACAGUUUUCCGAGUUUUCCCGCUUAGAAUAUUGCAAAGUUCUUAAUUCUAGUUCCGCCAUCCUCGUAAUGGUUCGGUUAUGCUGCAUUCCGAUUUGCCCCAACUCGAAGGCGGACCACGGAGUCGCUUGCUUUCCAUUUCCAGCCGAUGCCGAACUGCGGAACAAAUGGAUCGACUUCGUUGGGGGCAAUCCGAGCAAGUUCCGCUGGAGGGCCAAGUUUAUCUGCGCGGAUCACUUCAUGCAGCUGGAACUGUUGGACAUCAACGGACAGAAGGCGCUGAUGGAGGGAGCGGUUCCGAUGGUUUACUCGCCUGAUGACGACGAAGCUGAUGAACUGAUGGACCGAAACGACGUAAUGAUAUCCGAAAAACCGGUAAAACCUGGUGCCAAUUCAAGCACGGUUACUUCAGAGACAGUGGAAGCAUCAAUUGAGCUGCGAUCGUUGUUCUGUCGAAUGUGUCUCAAAAAAGGACUCGGUCUGAUACCGUUCAACUCAAAAUUGCACAAUGCUAACUUGGGGGACAUCAUCUACACCGUUACGGGACUGAAAGUGGACAUCGAUGGGGAUCUACCGACGAAGAUUUGCGCGGAUUGCGUGGGGAAAGCAGAUUUGGCAUUCAACGUUCGGAUGGAAUUUUUACACCACGAAAGGAUUUUGCAGAAUUUGAUCAACAGCAAUCAACUGUUGUUCCAUUACCAGUCGUACGAUAAUCAUCGGCAAGAGUCCAGAAGCUUGAAUAAACUAUACCUGAAUAAUCUAAUGGACAACAUAAAACAGGAAGAGAUAACUGAUGAACCAAUUAUGAUGAUGGAUUCCAACGUAAGCGUAGCACCAAUACAAAAAGCAGACUUUGCAAAAACUACGUAUAAAGAAAUAUCUGCAGUACAAACAUCAGUUGAUGAAUCGAUGCAAGAAGCAACCGAGAUCGAAGUUCUCGAGGAAUACGAAGAAGAACACUUGUAUGAGGUAGAAGAAUUAUCGCUAGCAGACGUCCAUCCAACAGAACCAGUUGCGGGAAGUCAACCUGUCCCUGAACAAAAAUCCGCAUCCUACACAGCGCACAACAACUCUGCCAACGAGCUGAAGGUGGAAAUCGAAUCAGAUUCGGAAGAGGAACCUGAACCCAAGCCAAAGUAUGUCUUCUCAUGGAAGGAUCUCUAUAAACCGAAACCAAGCAUCGUUAAAAAACAUCAAUACAAAAUCAUAGAAUACCGCCCAAAACCGAAACUGGUUCCGCACACGUGCUACAUCUGUGACACUGCGAACGAAGAUGCAGACGCGUUGGAAGCUCACAUGGAACGGCACGUAAGCAUCCUUCCCUACAAGUGCGAACCGUGCAGUACGGAAACCGUGCCCCAGGUGCUCAAAUCGUUGGUCAGCCUCAACCGGCACUUGAUGACCCAUCUCUAUCCGUAUCCGUGCGAUUACUGUCCGUUACGAUUUCUGACUCAGGCAUCCUACAUUGAUCACAUGAAGAGCCAGCACGAGGCAGGGGAUUCCGACGGCUUUGCGUGCGAUUACUGUGGGAAGUUCUUCAAUAAAAAGCGCCAAUUCUAUCACCACUUGGCCAAGCACAAAGCACUAGAAGACGGAAAAUACAAAUGCGAACAUUGUGGAAAGGCAUUCGGCUGUGGUGCUCUGCUGAAACGACACCGACGGAUACACACCGGGGAAAUGCCAUUCGAGUGUAAAAAGUGCGGCAAAAAGUUUAACCACGAAGCCAACUUCCAGAACCACAAAAGACUGCACAUCGGUGAGCGAGCCUACGUCUGCGAGGAAUGUGGCAAAACCUUCCAUAACGGCACCAGCUUACGCUACCACAAAGCCGAGCACUUCCCGGAUGAUCCACAGUACCGUCCGGCACCGUUAACCACCCAAAGGCCACGCUACAACACUUCCGCAGAAUCGAAACCCCACAUAAGGAAAGAUUCCUCCGGGGUGAAGUACUACAUCUGCGAGUUUGAAAACUGUACCUACGAAACCGAUCAGUAUCGGACGUUCUUCUAUCACCGGUCGAUGCAUCUGAAGAAGUUCAAAUGCGAUAUCUGCGAGAAGCGCUUCCCGUUGAGGUGCACCCUCACCAAACAUAUCGAGAAUGUGCACGAGGGAAAAAUUGCGGAGAAGAACCUGGCCUGUCCGUAUUGUUCCAAAAUGUUUGCCUGCAAGCAGAAGCUCAGCUUACACGUGGAUAUCCACGAGAACAAUCGCCGGCACAAGUGCCAGUUCUGCGACAAAGCGUUUGUGCAGAAGGCCAACUGUUCGGCACACGAGCGGAUUCACACCGGGGAGCGGCCACAUGUGUGUCGAAUAUGUCCUGCAGCGUUCAUCACAUCCUCCGGACGGAAGAAACAUGAGCGAACGCACUCCGAACUGGUAGAGUCGCAGGACUUACAGGAAGAAUACGAUGCAUCGAGGGAUGAAUUGAUCGAGGAAGAGGAAGAAUACUACGAAGAGGAAGUUGACGACAUGGAAGAUGGGGAGGAGCUCGUGGAGUAUGCUCCGCUGUAAACGGCAGGAAUGUAAGAAUUUUAUUAAAUUUAAUUAUAAGCUUAGGUUCAAUUUAAUUUCUCGGAAAAUACAGUUCGUACAAACUUGACAAUACAUUCCUGCAACCUA
This is a messenger RNA of Aedes aegypti (yellow fever mosquito), 2685 nucleotides long. RefSeq names its product zinc finger protein 436. The transcript is spliced from 4 exons. The record is from RefSeq and is a predicted model, not a curated record. Gene Ontology annotation, cellular component: nucleus. Gene Ontology annotation, molecular function: DNA-binding transcription factor activity, RNA polymerase II-specific; RNA polymerase II transcription regulatory region sequence-specific DNA binding; zinc ion binding. Lineage: Eukaryota; Metazoa; Arthropoda; Insecta; Diptera; Culicidae. Bases 136 to 2577 code for a protein of 813 amino acids. Gene Ontology annotation, biological process: regulation of transcription by RNA polymerase II.